ACGAGCAGCUGAGCGGAGCAGCACGGUAUCCACGGCUACAGCAUCCUGGAGAUGUCUGUGCUCAAUGGAGGAGACAGAGGGGGGAAAACAGAACAAGUGCCAGAGAGAGAAGGGUAGAUCGUCACGUGAAGCCGGACUGAGAGAGGAACAGCAAGAACCAAAGUGGCACAGGAAAGGAAUAGAGUAAACACGCGUAGCCCGAGUGAGGACCACUGCAGCUGCACUAAAUCUGGGGCUGUCAGGCCAACCCUCAGCAGAGCAGUGAGUGAGAGAGAGAGAGAGAGGGCGAAGGAGAAGAACACAGGAUUUGAAGAGAGCUGAUCGCAUCACUCUGGACAAGCAGGGAUGGGAACCCUGAGAGCUUCUCCGUCAGCAGAUCAAACUUCACACAGGAAAAGUGCCUUCGGAUCACCAGUCUGAGCCUGUUCCUUCAGAGGAGGGAAAGAAACAAGAGAGUUAGUUCCCGGAAGGUGAAGCCUCGCACAGGAUCUCUCAUCUACAGCUCUGCCAAGUUCAGCUCAACUCUCUGCCGUCCUCUUCCUGAGUCCCCUGUCGGUCCUCCCUCGCACCUGCCUGCUGCCGGUGAAUGUCUUCUCUGCAUGAACUCCCACUGCUCGGCAGUUGAACACACUCAUGGUCGAUGCCAAGGGAAGGAACAUGAAAUGUCUGACUUUCUUCUUAAUGCUUCCCGAGUCGGUGAAAAGCAAGUCAAGUAAGAGCUCCAAGAAAGGGAAUGCCAGCAGCAGCUCCAAGCUGCCUCCCGUCUGUUAUGAGAUAAUCACUCUGAGGAGCAAGAAGAAGAAGAAGAUGGCAGCGGACAUUUUUCCCACCAAAAAGCCGGCAUCCACCACCACGGUGCAACAGUACCAGCAGCAGAACCUCAACAACAACAACACCAUACAGAACUGUAACUGGCAGGGACUCUACUCCACUAUCAGAGAAAGAAACUCAGUAAUGUUCAACAAUGAGCUGAUGGCAGAUGUUCACUUUGUGGUGGGUCAGCCUGGAAGAACCCAGCGGCUGCCAGGACACAGAUAUGUUUUGGCUGUGGGCAGCUCAGUGUUCCAUGCCAUGUUUUAUGGUGAAUUGGCUGAAAACACGGAUGAAAUCCAUAUUCCAGAUGUGGAACCAGCAGCAUUUCUGGCAAUGCUGAACUACAUUUACUGUGACGAGAUUGACCUGAGCGCCGACACAGUGUUGGCCACUCUUUAUGCUGCCAAGAAGUACAUUGUCCCUCACCUGGCUCGUGCCUGCGUCAACUUCCUGGAGACCAGCCUGAGUGCCAAGAAUGCAUGCGUGUUACUCUCCCAGAGCUGCCUGUUCGAGGAGCCGGAGCUGACACAGCGCUGCUGGGAGGUGAUUGAUACCCAGGCAGAGCUGGCGUUACGCUCGGAGGGCUUCUGUGACAUCGACGCCCAGACCCUGGAGAGUAUCCUGCAGCGAGAGACGCUAAACGCUAAAGAGAUAGUGGUAUUCGAGGCGGCGCUCGGCUGGGCCGAAGCUGAGUGCCAGAGACAGGAACUCACUACUUCAACAGACAACAAGCGCAAGGUUUUGGGCAAAGCCAUGUUCCUGAUACGUAUACCUACAAUGGCUUUGGAUGAUUUUGCCAAUGGAGCAGCCCAGUCAGGCGUGUUGACGCUUAAUGAGACUAACGACAUCUUCUUGUGGUACACUGCAGCCAAGAAACCUGAGAUGCAGUUUGUCAGCGAGCCCAGGACGGGCCUGACACCCCAGCGCUGCCACAGAUUCCAGUCCUGUGCCUAUAGGAGCAAUCAGUGGCGAUAUCGGGGCCGCUGUGACAGUAUACAGUUUGCAGUGGAUAAAAGAGUUUUCAUUGCUGGGUUCGGACUUUACGGAUCUAGCUGUGGCUCAGCAGAGUACAGUGCCAAAAUCGAGCUGAAACGUCAAGGGGUACUGCUGGGACAAAACCUCAGCAAGUACUUCUCCGAUGGCUCCAGCAACACCUUCCCGGUGUGGUUUGAGUAUCCAGUUCAGAUUGAACCCGACACAUUCUACACUGCCAGUGUGGUUCUGGAUGGAAGCGAGCUGAGCUACUUUGGACAGGAGGGGAUGACAGAGGUGCAGUGUGGGAAAGUGACAUAUCAGUUCCAGUGCUCCUCCGACAGUACCAACGGCACAGGGGUGCAGGGGGGACAGAUUCCUGAGCUCAUCUUCUAUGCUUGACAAGACCUGUGCACAUGUAUGACUGAUUUUCAAUGCACUUAUGGGAAAUUGAAAACGAUCACUUUGUGAAGCGUCACUUUCUGUUAUUUAUUUUUGGUCACUACUGUGCUUAAAAAAACAAAAACUGAUUUGAGACGUGUGAAAGGGUCUUUGUUUUGUUUUGGAUUUUGUAAAUGGACCACUGGAGUAAGACCAGGUCUUUUUUGAGAUGUGGAAUUGCCAGAUGAACAAAAGUUCUUAAUGAUGAAAAAAAUAUCUUGCACUAGACGUGCAUGUACAUAUGAAUAUAUGUAAAUUCUGAAAUGUAUAUGAUGCCACAAUUGAGGCCAACACUGGCCACAAAGAUAUCUUUUAUGAUGAAUAUGCUACAGUAUGUUUAUUAUGUCUAUGCUUGCAUAGAAUGCACAUAUAGAGCAGCAAUACUUCACAUUCUAUAAUCUUCAAUGAGCAUCUCCUGUCAUGACUCAGCCUGGUCCAUCAGUAUACAACAAUAGAAGUCCAAAAUGGCUGAAUGAUACUCAAAGCAACAUUUCAAGCCAUGAUUACAGUCAGAAACACUGUUUGUCCUGUUGUAGUGUGCAAUACCCAUUAGACAUCUGUAUUUGCGUGGUUUCAAUUGAAUCUGCAGCUUUUUGAUACUUUGGAUCUAGUAACAGGACACUUAGAGAGGGCUUGAGGGGUCUUAGAAUAGGGAGCACUAUAUAUAAUGAGACACACAACCCCUACAGGAUGUCUCUGUAGCAUGUUGCUCUGCACUACACUCAUCUCAGUCACUCCAGUGAGGUAUCAUUUAGCUCAGUUUAAUUAUGUUAAUGGGAAUAAAAUGAACUCAAAGUGACCAUUCACCACUAUGAGGUGGAGCAAAAGAUUCUUUUGGUUUUCUGGCGUCUGUCUGCACUGCAGUACUUACAGCACGGGCAGAUCCGCGGCGUUUCAUCUGACGCGUGCUACUAAUUGACAUUGCGCCUUCGUUUUGUUUACAGCAAAAAGAUCAAGGAUUGAUUUAAUGUUGGAUGCUUUUUAUCUAAUGAACAUUUCUGACUCUGCUAAAAAACCCUGUGCACCCGAACUGCUGAGCACUCCCUCUCAAUGGGAUCGUACCGUGUCAGUAUUUGCAGAAGCGUAAUGCACAUGCUACAGAAUUGCACUGAUGUUGGUUUGUAAUUGGAUCUAUUUUGAUUUCCUUGUUAUUUUUCGAAUUCCUUUUUGAUUCAACGUUGGCUGAUGACAAUAGACGGGCAAACUGAGUGUUCAUGUCCUGUGUUUACGUGCUACAGUGCUGGGAGACCAACGAAUGUGUAUGAUUGUUGAUGAUGCAAAUAAAAAAACAAUACAAGUGGUA
Messenger RNA from Limanda limanda (common dab), 3529 nucleotides. RefSeq names its product BTB (POZ) domain containing 3b (gene btbd3b). The coding region runs from base 634 to 2187 and encodes 517 amino acids. The transcript has 4 exons. Gene Ontology annotation, cellular component: cytosol. The record is from RefSeq and is a predicted model, not a curated record. Gene Ontology annotation, biological process: cerebral cortex development; dendrite morphogenesis; neurogenesis. Gene Ontology annotation, molecular function: protein binding. NCBI's taxonomy places the organism in Eukaryota, Metazoa, Chordata, Actinopteri, Pleuronectiformes, Pleuronectidae.